UAAAAAGAAUAACAGACAAAAACAAUAUUUAUACUAGGCGAUGAGUACUGAAUCGCUUUUGACACCACUUGGGAUAGAGGUGACUUCAUUAGAUACAUCAGGAGAAACAAAUAUUUCGGGUCUACUUAAAGAGUCGGAAUCAUUACUUGAUGAAUUGCGGGGGGUUGAAGCCUCUUUAGAAGCUGAGAUUGAAUCAGGAGUAUCUCAUUUCAACAGCAAGGUACAGAUAUCCAAACCUAUAGAUAGAUGGUAUAAGCUGUCUAUUUCAAAUCUUAAAGCAUAUAAUACCCUGAUCAACAAGUUUCUGAAGGCUAUACCCAACAAUCCACGCUUUCACAUUGAUUUAGAUGACACAUACAGUUAUCCAUUAGACUUAUACAAUGGACCUGGCUCUAUUGGACAAGAUACCGAUAAGCCUGAUGACGUUGAGCUGCAUAGACAACACGAAAACCACCAGGCACUCUUUAAAGCACUCAUAUUGCAUUUACUUAAAACUAGUCAAUCCGGGAUAGUAAAACGGAUGUUGAUGGGACUCAACGAUACCCAACUUGUACCGGGCUAUAUAUUAGAGAGAUUUGAGCUUCUUGACCGGGUUGUUGAUGAUAUACUUGUCAAGCAUGACUUGAAGCGAGCUCUAGAAUGGAUUAAGAGUCUAGUACCCACAUUACAAGAGGAUUCAUAUACCAAUAAUGUUCUCAGACUUAAAGAACUUGAAUUCAAAUUCCAUAUUCUUCAAUUUGCCCUUCUUCUCAGUGGCAGACCACUGGAUGAGAAUAAUUCUGAUAGUAGACGGCCAUUCAGUAUAGAUUGUGCUUAUGAAGCUUACCAGUACUCCAUGUUGCAUUUCCCCCUGUUCUUCGAGCUGUACCGUGACGUGAUCUCCCUGUUGAUGACCUUGAUGUUGUAUGAUGCUGGAGCUUCUGGCACUACGGGAAGACCCGAUGAUGAAUUUGAAAGAAAACAGAGACUUUCUCUAAAGGAACUCUUACGUAAACUACAGGUUUCAUUUGAAGAAAGAGAAAAAUCAACAUCGACUAUAGGAACAGCGAGAACAACUUCAUCAACUUCAAGAGGUAGUCGAAAUGAAUCAACUUUUGCCGACAGAGUGUUCACAUCUUUUAAAGAUAUAAGGUCUGAUCAGUCACUAUUUGUUUAUUUGGCCAAUGAGUUUAUCUCAGUCUAUUGUCUGGAUAUGCAACUUUCCGAUGAUUCAUCCAUAUUCCAAUGUAUGUUGGCGGGAUUUGUGAAUUUACCCAACUUUUAUAAGUAUAAUCAGAUCCAACAAAAGCUAGGUAGGAAAGAUGAUAAAUCAGCAGCAGGAAAUGGUGGUGGGAAUAAUGCUAAUAAGAAUACCUCAUUUGCUGCAAAUACAUACGAACUACCCUUCCACCUCCCAGAUACAAAUACUAAUCUUUUCAAUUAUCAUCCUAUCUUCAUUUGUCCCGUGACAAAGGAACAACUUGUUCCCUUGACUGAGAGUGAAGAACAAGCAGAGAAAAGGCGCAAACAAGAUAAUUCAUCCUCAGGAGAGAAAUCACUACCACACAGGAACCCAGUGGUUGUACUUAAAUUUUGUCAACAUCUUGCGUUACGUGAUAGCAUUUGGCAACUUCUGAAACGUGGGACAGAGAUCUUCAAGUGCCAUUAUUGUUAUAAAAAGCACAAAUUCUCAGAUACCAGUGAGGCGAACUUUAUUGACUUUUAGGAAGUUAGUGAGAGGAAUUCUUUUUCUUUUUUUCUUUUCUUAUUACUAUUAUUAUUUGGUCAUCUCCCCAUAUACUCCCUCUAAGAGGUACAUCCAGAUUAUGCAUUAAAUAGAUAAAUAUUUUAGAUACCAUCUAAUAAUUGAUCUAAUAAUUGAAUU
Messenger RNA from [Candida] anglica, 1864 nucleotides. Lineage: Eukaryota; Fungi; Ascomycota; Pichiomycetes; Serinales; Debaryomycetaceae. The record is from the annotation of a GenBank genome assembly.